Molecule: messenger RNA, 510 nt
Organism: Sodiomyces alkalinus F11
Lineage: Eukaryota; Fungi; Ascomycota; Sordariomycetes; Glomerellales; Plectosphaerellaceae
Exons: 2
Coding region: 116-469 (117 amino acids)
Source: RefSeq, a predicted model, not a curated record
CGAGGAGAUCAGUCACCCUCCGAUCCCCCGACUGGCCCGCUAAGAGAUUUUUGAAUUCGCCAAGAACAGUAUUCAGAAGGUUUAUAAGUUCCGACAACUAGAGGCGAAGCCCGGGAUGUAUAAGGCCAUAUACGAUGCAUUAAAAGAAACCCAGGACCCGGGCCUUGGUUGGUCUGACAGGACUCAGUGGAAGCAUUUUUCGGACUCUGCUAUAAGUGGACGCAAGAAACGGACCUUGGACCUUGUCCUGUCAAGCAUCGGGUUUGCUAAAUGGCAUCGCAGCCAAACAGAGCUACUGGAUUCAUCGCCAAAGUCGGCGGCCGAGCAGGUUAAUGGAGACUUUCUUAAGAUGUGCAGGGAUAACGCUGCAGAGCAGACUAUGUCCCGACGAAGCCUUAACACGAACCUCGCCCGCGGUAGGAAAUGGGUCAUCUCGUUGACGAGCUUGGAUAUGGCAUUCUCUUUAUAGACGCAUGACUGAUAAAGAGUCCUUGGAUAUCCUAAUCAAGC